Molecule: messenger RNA, 237 nt
Organism: Dovyalis caffra
Lineage: Eukaryota; Viridiplantae; Streptophyta; Magnoliopsida; Malpighiales; Salicaceae
Source: the annotation of a GenBank genome assembly
AUGCAAGACGUGGGGUUUGAGAUGAAAAGUAAUGCUUUUUUGCUUUUGAUAGAGAGGCAAGUGAAAAGAAAGCGUUCUGCUUUUGUUAUGUCUGUGAAAAUGAGGAUGAUGGGAUGGAGGGAGAGAACUAAAGGAGAAGGUAAUUCGGUUAACUUUGGUGGCUGCCCGCCCCAUUUGGAAGUUCUCCCUAUUGUGGUGCUAAACCAAGUAGGAGAGAAAUCUAUUUUAAGCAAGUAA